AUGCAGGGUUCGGCCGGGGGGCGGCUGCACCGGGGCCUGCCUCGUGGACCUGGACUCGGGACUCCGGGCGGCCCUGCCCGGUGCCAUUGCCUCAGCCACGUCUCCCACCUCUCUGCUCGGUUUCCCGCCCCACCUUUCCCUUACUCCCGCAUCCCUGUCCCCUCGCUUCCCUCCGCGACGCCUCCAUCCGAGUAUGAAACGAAGCUGAACGCGUUGGUAACUGUGCUCAAGAAGAUACAAUCGCGGGAGCCCUCAGGGUGGCGCAUGGCGGAGAGGCGACGCGGGUGGCGCUGCAGAGGCGUCCCCACCCCCUCCGGGAACCGGGGCCCCGGAGCUGCCAGGCCCGCUGCACGCGGCGGCGCGGGAGAAACCACGGGACAGCAGCGACCCCUGCAGGUACCGGGCGCCUCCACAGCCGCUGCGCCAACCCUACUCUUAAGGUGGCACCACCGGGUUCCCAGCCCGCGUGCGCGGCUCUCGUGGUCCGCAGCCCACAGCCCUGGCUCCAUCGCUGCAUGUCUCCCUCGAGCAGCGGGCCUGACCGUCUGGAACGGCCGGAGUGUGCUAAUCCCUGCUGCUAUCUGCUUGAUCCCUUGACCCUACCACCUGCAGGACUUCGUCCGCGGAUGCCCAGCUAGCGAUUUCGACAGCCGAGAUUGAAAAUUCCCUGCGAGUGUAUGAGGAUGCGUAAGUCUCGCUUCAGGGAGGAACGACCAGAAUGGCAUUUCUUUAAGCCUAAAUCAAAUUUUUAUUUUCGUUUAUAAAAAGCAGAAGGCCAGCAGGAAAGGGUCGCGGAGGAUUGGCACGACCACAACCGUAGGACUCUUGGAUACAAGUUUUUAGGGUGAGACUGGGCGGUCCAGGGUUCUCCUUCGGCGCUCCCAUCUCGCAAACUCGUGGGCAGGUGCAGUGCUAGAGGCCGGGGGCAACGGCGGACCCGCAGGGUAACCUCGUCUCGCGCACCUCUCGAGCCCCCAGCAGCAGCCUACU
Messenger RNA from Rhinopithecus roxellana (golden snub-nosed monkey), 990 nucleotides. RefSeq names its product MIR1915 host gene. NCBI's taxonomy places the organism in Eukaryota, Metazoa, Chordata, Mammalia, Primates, Cercopithecidae. The record is from RefSeq and is a predicted model, not a curated record. The coding region runs from base 1 to 597 and encodes 198 amino acids. The transcript has 2 exons.